CUUCUGGAAAAAUCAUCUAUUUUUUUGGCGAGAAAAGAGUAUAUAAGAUCGAGCCACACACGAAUAUUCCAAUAGCUGCUUGUUGUUUUUCAUCUUACGACCGUCUGCUUCAAAAUUUCUGAAGAUCUCCUCCUCUGUCGUUCACUUUGGACCAUCGCAGAACUAAAUACCACCGAAAUGGGUCGUUUCACAGCGCUUCUCCUUGCUCAGCUGAUUGCCACCUCACUUGCGUGUUUGCCCACAAGUAACUCCGGUCGCCCUUUUGGCAUAGACCUAGGCCCCAACACGGAGGUGUACCCAUACUACAAAGAUGGCGAAGUUGGUAUCACGUUUGAAUGGCGGUUCAAGCGGAGCAUCGAAAAUGAGACCGCGCACGAUAUCGACAUCAGCAGGAAACUCUUCGAAGUACUCGACAUCAACGAUGACGACCAGCUUGAUGUGAAAGAAUGGUUCGAUGAAGGAGGUAAAGUCAGAUCAUUUUCUGACAUGCUCGGCGAUUACGACAAUAACUCUGAUGAGAUGAUCUCGCUUGAAGAGUUCCUCGCCAUUCCUCUCGAUCCCGCGACCAUUGACCAUGAGAUGAGGAGCGACCAAAACUAAAACCAGUGACGUAAUAAUGGUCGACGCCGACCCCUUCACUCGGUUGGAAACGCUCUAGUGUAUCCUUAUUACAGGGGCGGGAAUUUCUUAUCUGUGCGUAGUCAAUUUGUGCGUUGUAGUGCGUAGUUGGGCAGGGGUAGGACUUAAGGGGUAAGCCAUAUAUAUAAUAUACCAUGGCGUUGAAUAAGGAUAAUUACAGUAAGAUAUAACUCAAAUGUAGAUUGCCAAAGAAUUAAAGGUACUAUGUCCCAUUUGCAGGCCUAAACAACAAAAAUGAAA
Molecule: messenger RNA, 879 nt
Organism: Strongylocentrotus purpuratus (purple sea urchin)
Lineage: Eukaryota; Metazoa; Echinodermata; Echinoidea; Camarodonta; Strongylocentrotidae
Exons: 4
Coding region: 178-600 (140 amino acids)
Source: RefSeq, a predicted model, not a curated record